Molecule: messenger RNA, 1107 nt
Organism: Sitophilus oryzae (rice weevil)
Lineage: Eukaryota; Metazoa; Arthropoda; Insecta; Coleoptera; Curculionidae
Product: fork head domain-containing protein FD2-like
Exons: 5
Coding region: 184-906 (240 amino acids)
Biological process (GO): cell differentiation; anatomical structure morphogenesis; regulation of transcription by RNA polymerase II
Molecular function (GO): DNA-binding transcription factor activity, RNA polymerase II-specific; RNA polymerase II cis-regulatory region sequence-specific DNA binding
Source: RefSeq, a predicted model, not a curated record
CGGGAUAGAUCGUUUGGAAUCGGUACGGUAAUUAGAGUUGGUUGCGGUGAUCGAUAAAAUUUGGGUUCGGGAGUGAUAUUUCUACUAUUCUGGAAAACUACUGGAUUUUAGUCCUGCGUUUAGUGAUAAAUAUAAAGUGUUGCUGUGGUUUGUGCUUUUUAAUAAAAGGAAAUUUUGUGAAAAAUGUUCCAUAUCCAAGCUAAUCCUGGAUCUAUCCUGGAUCCAAAUUACUACUGCCUGGACCGACUCAACGACUGUCUCCAAAAUGCCCAAUCCGGUCACUUCCUAUCACAGCGUAUGUUUAACCCAUACUACCCACAUCUUUUCUUUCCAUUGCCGUUGAAGAUCACACAACCACGGCCAGAGAAACCGCCUUAUUCUUAUAUUGCCUUAAUUGCCAUGGCUAUUUCGUCUAGUCCAAAGCAAAGAUUGACACUUUCAGGAAUAUACAGAUUUAUUAUGGACAACUUUCCUUAUUACAGAGAAAACAAACAGGGCUGGCAAAAUUCCAUAAGGCACAAUUUAAGCCUCAACGAUUGCUUUGUUAAAGUUCCCAGGGACAAAAUUAGCGGAGGAGGAGGAGGAGGAGGCGCAGAUUGCUCCGGAGGAAAAGGUUCGUAUUGGAUGCUGGAUCCCAAGGCCGCAAAUAUGUUCGAAAAAGGAAAUUACAGAAGGCGGAAAACUAGACGUCAGAGAGUUUCCGAAUGCGGAACUUCAAUUUUCCAGGAGGAGGCAAUAUCUUUAGUUACUAGGACGGACGAUGUAUCAGAAAAUCAACAUCAAUAUGGUGAAUCAAUAAGAUUGAAAAAUUCCAGCUUAUUUACUAUAGAAAAUUUGAUUAAAAAUAAUUCAAACACUGAUAGUAAUAAUAUAGAAAUAAAAACAGAAAAAGAUGAUAAUUCUUAAGCUUAUUUAAAAAUUUUAUUUGCUGUAAAUAAUAAUUUAUAAAAAAUAUCUCAUGUGAGUUUUUAGAUAUAAAAUAAUGUUCCUUCUGCUAAAUAAAAUAUAGACACUUGGGGAUACGUGCGAAAGUUAACACUAAUUAUUGUUAAAAUUAAAUUAACAUAAAACGUUUGUUUCUUUUAAUAGAUAUUUAAAGCUUUUUUA